This is a messenger RNA of Sporisorium graminicola, 1893 nucleotides long. RefSeq lists its product as uncharacterized. Gene Ontology annotation, biological process: mRNA splicing, via spliceosome. The transcript has a single exon. The record is from RefSeq and is a predicted model, not a curated record. Gene Ontology annotation, cellular component: spliceosomal complex. The coding region runs from base 1 to 1893 and encodes 630 amino acids. NCBI's taxonomy places the organism in Eukaryota, Fungi, Basidiomycota, Ustilaginomycetes, Ustilaginales, Ustilaginaceae.
AUGGCAGCUACACUACAGAGCGUCUUACCCGCUCCCAAGUACAGCGCCGUUGCUGAAAUCAAGGACGAAGAAGAGGAUGACAACGACGAGUACGACCAUCCCGAACCUGGACCCUCCACUUCGUCAUCCGCUUCCUCUUCCUCAACUUCUUCCCAAGUUCCGCCUUAUGGCCAGCGAGCCUCAUGGCGACCUCGAACGCAAGCCGACUUUGGCGAUGGAGGCGCCUACCCAGAAUGCCAUAUUGCACAGUACCCUCUCGACAUGGGUCGUAACCGAUCCACAGGGCCUAGCAACAAGCUUGCCAUGCGCGUUGAUGGCGAGGGCAACAAGCGAUACGAUGCCAUCGUCAAGCAGACUUUGCGUCCCGGUCAGACAGUGCAGACGGAGUUCAAGGAUCUUGUGCCGCUUUCGCAACGCACUGACAUCAAGGACAAAGAUCGCGCCUCUGGCUUUGAGCGUCCGUCGCAAGAACAGGUCAUGAGCAAUACCGAGCGCACGCGUCUUGCUUUGGAAGCCAUCACGAAGGGCAGGAACAAACCUGCGGUUCCCAAAACCGCCUCGCAGCCGGGCGGCCAGCAAGCAGCCCAGUUCAUCCGCUACACGCCCGGACAGCAGGGCGCCACGGGUAACGGCACACAACGCAUCAUCAAAAUGACGGAAGCAGCGCGUGAUCCGCUCGAACCGCCGCGUCAUCGAGUGAGAAAGACCGCUAUUGGUCCGCCCUCCCCACCGCCGCCUGUACUGCGUUCGCCACCACGCAAAGUUACAGCGCAGGAGCAGAAGGACUGGAUGAUCCCUCCCGCCAUCUCCAACUGGAAGAACAACAAGGGCUAUACCAUCCCUCUGGACAAGCGUCUCGCAGCGGAUGGCAGUGGGAUCAAGGACGUGGUUAUCAACGACAACUUUGCUCAGUUUGCCGAAGCGCUCAAUCUCGCUGACCGGCAUGCGCGCGAGGAGGUGCGACAGCGAAGCAUUAUGCAGCAAAAGCUGGCUGCCAAGGAGAAAGCGGCGAAGGAGGAACACUUGCGAAACUUGGCACAGCGUGCGCGCGAGGAACGUGCCGGCCUGUCGUCGGCGACACCGUCCGUGUCUGGGCGUGGCGGCGAUGACGACGACGAUACGACUUCGCGACUGGACGAGUGGGAUGCACCUACUCGAGCCAGACCUGCCGCGCCAGCAGGCGCGGGAAUGUCGGCCAUGCUUGCCGGUUACGGCUCGGACUCCGAGCCUGGAUCCGAUCGAUCCGCAGCCAGCAAUGACGAGGACGAUGAAGGCGCACGGGAGCGUGAUCGCAUCCGCGAGGAGCGCCGACGCGAGCGAGAACGUGAACUGCGCAUGUCCAACAUGGGCACCGAACAACGGACCAAACAGCUGCUUCGCGAGCAGAAUCGUGACAUUUCCGAAAAGGUGGCCCUGGGUCUCGCCAAGCCGACCGCCUCGAAAGACUCGAUGACCGACAGCCGACUGUUCAACCAAGAAUCACUGUCGGCAGGGUACGGCGAUGAGGACUCGUACAAUCUCUACGACAAGCCGCUGUUCUCGGGCAGUUCGGCUGCCGCUGCCAUCUACCGCCGCCCCGCCGGUCGUGGUGGCGCAGACGACAUCUACAGCGGUGGUGCAGACGACGGGGCACUGGAGGAAGAGCUCAAGAACAACGAUCGUUUCGGGUUGGGCCAGAGCAAGUUCAAAGGCGCCGAAGUCGAAGCGGAGGGAUCGUCGUCCAGCAACGCACCUCGAUCAGGGCCGGUCCAGUUCGAAAAGGACACCACCGACCCCUUCGCGAUCAACCAGUUCUUGGACGAUGCUAAGAGGGGCAUCAAACGUUCGUCGCACGCCGAAGCUGAGGACGCUCGGAAGAAAGUCUUCAAAGGUCAAGAAGAUGCUUCGCCGUAA